Molecule: messenger RNA, 1644 nt
Organism: Hydra vulgaris (swiftwater hydra)
Lineage: Eukaryota; Metazoa; Cnidaria; Hydrozoa; Anthoathecata; Hydridae
Biological process (GO): transmembrane transport
Molecular function (GO): transmembrane transporter activity
Source: RefSeq, a predicted model, not a curated record
AAAAGAUAAUGAAAAUCAAAAACAUUUUGAAACAUACAUUCUAUGGAGAAAAUGUGACAUUGCUACCAAUUGGAAUAUGUGCAACUUUGUAUUUGCUCAUAUUGUUCAAUGGGAUGGUCACUACCAAUCUUUCAUCAUACUUACCACAGUUGGUUAAGACGUUUAAUGUCAGUGAAGUUGAUACAGGUAGAUACGUUGGACUUGUUUCUUCAGCUAUGUCAGUGAGCAGAGUUAUAAGCAGCACCACUUGGGGUUUUAUAUGUGACAAAUAUGGUAAAAAGGUUUCACUACUUUGUGCUGGAGCAGGUCUUACCAUGGCUACUUUUAUGUUUGGAUUUAGUUAUAAUAUUAUUUGGACUGUUGUUACAAGAUCAAUGCAUGGUUUGUGCAUGGGGUUGAUUGUUAUCAGCAAAUCAAUUAUAUCAGAUAUAUCUGAUGAUACUAAUCUCUCUAUUGGUCUGAGCGUUAUUGUUUCUGCAAUGAAUAUUGGAUAUAUAUUAGGACCAAGUAUGGCUGGAUUUCUUGUCUUUCCAAACGAAAAAUAUCCUCAUGUUUUUAAAAAAGAUCCAUUUUUCGAAAAAUGUAAAGUUUUUCUUCCAAACUUUAUUAUUGCCAUGGGUUUGUUUAUUUCUCUUGUGAUCACAUCUUUUUUACUUCCAAAGAAAGAAAAGGGAAAUUUGGAUGUUGAAACAGAACAUAUUUCACAUGAAAAUAUUAAAAGUGUUGAAAAUAAAGACAAAGAAAAUAAAGAUGAUAAUUGUGUGGACUAUAAUGGAGGCCCUUCAUUUUCUGAAAAAUCGUGGUUACUCAAAAAAGAAAAGAAAAAGAUAUCACAUUUUAAAGAUAUCACAUUCUGCUGUAACUGGUUCAAAAACUCAAAAUAUAAAAGAAUGAUGCAGAAAAGUUUUCUUCUCUCAGUUAUUCUAUAUGGUAUAUUUUCAAUGACUGCAGUUGGUUAUGAAGAUCUUUUGCCAGUUUUUGCUGCUACACCUGAGAUUUAUAAUGGAUUAAGUAUGAAUACAUCAGACAUUGGUUUAUUGUAUUUACUAACAGGAGUUUCAAUGAUUGUUAUUCAGUUUUUUGCCAUUAAUAAGUUUGUAAACAGAUAUGGUGUCAAAAAGGUAUUUUGCACAUCUACUUUGCUUUACUCUGGUUUAGUUUUUUUACUCCCAACAACCAGGCUAAUUAAAAAUAGGAAAGGAUUAUGGGUAGGAUUGUGGAUUACCCAAUGCCUUAUUAGAUCGAUGUAUACUGCAGGUCUUUUAUGUAUCAAUGUUUUUAUAAACAAUUCUGUUGAACCAGAGUUCCUGGGAUUGGCGAAUGGUAUUGGGUUAUCUUUUGCUUCAUUAGGAAGAGCAUUUGGCUCAGUUAUUUUUGGUCAAUCAUAUUCCUGGUCAAUGAAGAAUUUAAAAAAUCAAUUAGAUUUUCACAAAACUGUUUGGUUUCCAUUUAACGAAUACUUUGCUUUUGCACUGAUGUCUGUUUCUACGUUGGUUGUCUUAACAGUUGGUACCUGUCUUCCUAAAAGCAUUAAUAAGAAAUACAUUUCGCCAAAAUUAAAUCAAGAAUGUGAAAUGGAAAAAACACAAAAAGUUUAAUUUUUUUUUUAUUAUUCUGUGUGAAAUUUAAAUGAACAAAAAGUAA